Molecule: messenger RNA, 1663 nt
Organism: Maylandia zebra (zebra mbuna)
Lineage: Eukaryota; Metazoa; Chordata; Actinopteri; Cichliformes; Cichlidae
Product: telokin-like
Source: RefSeq, a predicted model, not a curated record
GUCCCGAUGUCUGUCUCUGUGUGUCUGUAACACGUCCUCACGUCCAGCUCUUCCAUUUUAUUAUCAGGAGCUGCUCGUAAGACAGGUAAGAAGGAUGAGUCCAAACUAACACGACUCAGACUGACCUCUUUGAACCUGAAGGUUCUCCUCUACCUUUGAUUGUGUGUUUGUUUCUGUGUCUUUUAUACUGAAUCUGAUUUUAGUCCAAAGAGGAGUCUUAACACUUAACUGUGACAUCAGAUCUUCACAUUUAAAAUGCAUAUUUCGGAGGCUCACUCUUAUUGUCUGGUUCUAGUCGAUCAAAUUCAGUUCACUAAAAGCAUCCGAAGCAUCGAGGUCAACGAACGCCACUCUGCCACCUUCGAGUGCGAGUUAUCCUUCGACAACGCUACCGUCACGUGGUACAAAGACUCGUGGGAGCUUAAAGAAAGCCCAAAAUAUAACUUCAGGACUGAAAGCCGACGGCACUUUAUGACAAUCCACAACGUAACUGCAGAGGACGAAGGCGUGUACUCGGUGAUUGCUCGCCUGGAGCCACUGGGAGAAGCUCGAAGCACAGCCGAGCUUUACCUGUCAGGCAAAGAAAUUGAGUUAGGGAGGGUUCCUCAGGAUGUCCCCGACACAGCCGUUCGUGUGUCAGAGGCAGCGUCUAUGCUCGUGUGCAGAGAUUCCUCCGAGUUUGAUCACUUUGAGGAGAGAACAGAAGUGAGAGGUACAGCAGUCGCCACUCCCCAAGAUCAGCUCUAACCGCCGUAAUCUCUACAGUUUGCGUGACGAAACUUUCUGCAUUAAACCGUUUUCUUUAACCGUCAUCACCCUCAAGUCCAUCAUCAUCAUAACCAUCAUCAUCUUCAUCACCUUCUUCCUCCUCCUUUAACCUUCAUCCUGAGUAACUGUGUGCUUGUUUUAAGCGUCAUCUGUACACGACCCGUUAUAAUAUCCCAAAUAUAAUUCAGCUUCAUUAUCUGAGCUGUGCAGACGACGGUCACGUCAGUGUCUAAGAAUCACUUUUCAAAUGAAUCCUGAUAUGACGAGAUUUAAAAUCCAGCCAGUUUAAAGAUGUACAGUUCUUUUAUUUUAUUGUAGUAAAGAAUUACAAGUUUCUGACUAUACUUAUGAUUUUUAUCACGUUGUUUUCUGAAUUACAAAAAUGUCAACAUUCCUGUUGUAAAAUCUGAUUUAUUAUAUUCUCAUUAUGGUUUUGGUUGCCUCUCAGACUUCGCUGCUCAGAUUUUAAAAAUAAAAAUGAGGUUUUCAAUAAAUAAACAGUAAGUCUGAUUUUUGUAAAGCUAAACUUAAAAUUGGACUAUCUCACCUCAAAUUCAGAACUUUGAUAAAUUAACAGUAUUUUCAGGAUUGUGGAGUUUCAUCUGAAAUAUUUAAAGGUUUCACGACCUGAUCGUCGUCUGCUCAAACAUAAACUGUUCACUGAUCUGACGUCUAACGGCGAAUAUCUUUCCGUGGUCACUUUAUGAAGUGUAAUGACUGUUAACGUGCUGUGGACGUGUUAUUGUCUGAACUGCUCAUCGGUGCGGCCCACACCCGUCUUCCUGUUUCCCCUGUUAUCGUGUUUCGUUGUGUUUUUAGCAGCUUUGGAUACUCGACGACCUGCAGCAGCUUUCACGUGUCAGUCGUUCUUUUUCUGAGUUUACAUUUUUUUCCU